CAGUUGUCCUCAGACAAUCGGCGAGGUCGCACGUCGACCGACGCCACCUCGAACUACAAAAUUACGAUAAAAUUUUGAUUUCGGAAACGUUACAUUUAAAACUCUAGCCAUCGGUAGCAUUCGGGUUCCGGAAAAUAAUUCAAAUUGCAUCUCGAACAUUCGAACGUUAGUUUUUCGACGAAUAAAAAGCAAGUGUGUCGUUAUUAUUUUUGUGUUAUAAACACUUUGAAGUGUUGUAAAGUAAACAUAUUAUUAUGUGUGUUUAUUAGAUUUUGUGACGUAAAUGGUGACUGAUGACUUUAUGGCAUUGUGGGGGGAUUUGUAUCGGAUGAAGGCGCUGGCGAUCGGCCAGCCGAGGGCCGAAACACGCUUUUAUAUUCCUGUUACACCUGAAAAGGAGAUAGAAUGCCAAGACUAAAGAAGAGAAGACACCACAAAAAAUACAAAGUACGGUGAAGGAGUAGCAUGUCUCAAUAAAACCGCACGAUGCUUGAAGACGGCAGUCGGGAACUGUCUAAGCGAAAUUAUAGCAACGAUGCAAGUUUUAUGGAAGAACCGAAAUGCUGUUUUACAAGAAGAGGUAUAGAUGACUCAAGGCUAUUCUGCUGCCGAUGUGUUCACAAGCGAAGGGCUUCUCCUCUCACCUGUCUUGCGAUAUGUUUCCUGGUUCUAACUUACAACCUCCUAGGUGGCUUUCUUUUUCUUGCAAUAGAAGGCAACACAGUCACAGAGGAAACAGCAGUUGCUGCCUCAAAACCAAACCUCAGUCAGCCUCAGACUGUCAGCAACGAUAUUAGAUCGAAGACAGUCGAAAAGUUAUGGUCUAUAACUGAAGACCUAAACAUUUUGUACAAGGAGAACUGGACCAAAUUAGCUGCUAAAGAGUUAAUGGAUUUCCAAAAGGUUCUUAUAAAGAGCAUGCGCGGCGGCGUACUGUUGGACAAUAAGCUAACCUUUGAUCACGAAUCCGACUACAGAUGGACAUUUUCAAAUAGUUUCCUUUAUGCCUUGACUUUGAUCACGACGAUUGGCCAUGGAAACGUCACUCCUAAAUCAUCAGUGGGGAAAAUGGUUGCUGUGGUCUAUGCUUGCAUCGGCAUUCCCAUAAUUAUGCUGUAUCUCUCCACUAUCGGCGAAGCACUGGCCCGAAACUUCCGAGUGCUUUAUUCGAAGAUCUGCCCAUCGAGCCAGAACAGCGACAGCUUCCACACCAAAGCAGACUGCUUGAACCGACACUCUGUUCAAGGCGAGUGCAGUAAAGAUAAAAGGGAGAAGUACAGUGGCGAACAACAAAAGCGGACCCCUUUUCAAGCUGCGUUAAAUUUAGAUAAUUUUAGUGGUGGCUAUCAUUGGACGUGUCGGGACCACACUCGUGUGCCAAUUAUUCUUAGUUUCUUUCUAAUCGUACUUUAUAUAGGAUUAGGCUCCUUUGUAUUCCACACGACAGAGAAAUGGGACUUCAUGGACGGAUGUUUCUUUUCAUUCGCAAGUUUGGCAACCAUAGGUUUUGGUGACUUGAAACCAGGGUUGUAUGCCAGCACCGUUUCUCCCAAGGCUGAAGAUAUAGCUGUAGGCGUGUGCUGCAUUUACAUUUUAGUGGGUAUCGUAAUAAUAGCUAUGUGUUUUAAUCUCAUACAAGAAGACAUGAGUACGAUGUUAAAGAAAUUUACGACAUUAUGUACGGGAACUGCGAAAUCUCGAGCCGUGCACAGCGUGGAGAAGAUAUGCGAUGAUAAAAUACCUAUGUCAAUUGUUUCCUGACAUAAAGACACGGCCGACGCGGGGCCGUCUGCUAGUUUCCCGACUUGCACUGAAAAACGCCAGCAGGUGACCUUCAAAAUAGACGGAUCGAACCCGACCAAGUUCAAUAGUCUUCCAAGGCGGAAAUCUUCGAACUACGGUGAGGAGAGCUUCCAACGGAACACGCCUGUGCGACGGUCAGCGGGUCACGCGGAGAAGUGCGUCGAGUAUUUUGUUCCGAGAAGUCUGAGUGAAUUUAAUCUGAGUGGAACUGGAGGCGACCUAUACGAUUUGGCGCCGUUUAGUGGUAAAAGUCAUGAGGCGAAAUCGAGUGUUAAAAAUAGAGAUAAAAUGGUGACGUUUGAGGAUGACAGACCGCCGAGCAAAGCUUUGGCGGAUGACGUUUUUAUGUGACAACGACGAACGCUGAAGAUAGUCGUAGAAUUGUUGAUUUGGACACGGUUUGUUAUAUGAGUAAAUAUAAACCUUUUUUAAUUAAA
Bombyx mori (domestic silkworm) is the source of this 2240-nucleotide messenger RNA. RefSeq names its product TWiK family of potassium channels protein 7. Gene Ontology annotation, molecular function: potassium ion leak channel activity; outward rectifier potassium channel activity. Bases 487 to 1761 code for a protein of 424 amino acids. Gene Ontology annotation, biological process: stabilization of membrane potential; potassium ion transmembrane transport. The transcript is spliced from 3 exons. The record is from RefSeq and is a predicted model, not a curated record. Lineage: Eukaryota; Metazoa; Arthropoda; Insecta; Lepidoptera; Bombycidae. Gene Ontology annotation, cellular component: plasma membrane.